UCGCGGUGACGAGUCGAUGUUUUUAGGACGAUGCGAAAAUGGCGAAUACGUCUUUGUGGUGUAGCAGAAUGACUAAGCAAAUUUAUCGGGAAAGCACAAAAGACAGGGGAAUACGAGCGUUCUCGAGAUUAUUCUAUUCUCGGGCGUGAGAGACUGCCGACUCAGGAGUGGUAUGGAUGGCAAGAGGUCUAUCAAAAUGGACCCGUUAUCACCCAACCCCGGCCUAGCGAUAAACGAUGACGAACUUGUGACGAUUUCGGUGCGAGACCUGAACAGGCAAUUGAAGAUGCGUGGGGUCACCAAAGAGGAGAUUGUGCGUAUGAAACAGCGGAGGCGCACGUUGAAGAAUAGAGGUUACGCAGCUAGUUGCCGCAUCAAGCGUAUAGAACAGAAAGAUGAACUGGAGACUGAAAAGUCUCAAGAAUACCGAGAUAUGGAGGAGAUGCAUGAAAACAAUAAUCGCAUGAGGGAUGAGAUAGAGUCCUGGUACGCAAAGUUUCAAGCGCUUAAGAAAUUUGCUAUGGAGAAGAAGAUUAUGAUUCCACCAGAAUUGGAAAUGGAACCUAAGAAGUAUAGCGAUUGAGUGAUGAUCAAAUACACUUGUUGAUCACACACGCGCAUGUUAACAACACAUGUGCACAAUAAGGAGGAGGAUUUGAUGAGCACCGCAGAAAUUGUUUGCUAUUUAUUUUUUAUUUUUAUGAUUUCUACAUGGGCGCAGCGAGGAAACUUCCAUUUCCUAUGGCUUUUAGAAAAAUAUAAGGAUAGUGUAACAUAUAAGAUUUUUAGAUUUUAAGCUGCAUAAAAUAUAACCAUGUAU
Messenger RNA from Harpegnathos saltator (Jerdon's jumping ant), 820 nucleotides. It is a transcript of the gene maf-S, whose product is annotated as MAF bZIP transcription factor K. Bases 173 to 583 code for a protein of 136 amino acids. Gene Ontology annotation, molecular function: DNA-binding transcription factor activity, RNA polymerase II-specific; RNA polymerase II cis-regulatory region sequence-specific DNA binding. The record is from RefSeq and is a predicted model, not a curated record. Gene Ontology annotation, biological process: regulation of transcription by RNA polymerase II. Gene Ontology annotation, cellular component: nucleus. The transcript has 2 exons. Lineage: Eukaryota; Metazoa; Arthropoda; Insecta; Hymenoptera; Formicidae.